AGUGCCGCGGUAAUUGGCUGGAUGUGGUACUUGGAGAUGUUGAGCUGGCUCCUUCCCCCCAUGUCCCUGCACACACAUAGGGGCGGGUGGUGCGGGCGGGAGCGGGAGGCAGGGCUCAGCCCCGGCGGCGGCGGGGCUUCCCCUGCUGCCUGCCUGCCCGCCGCCGUGUCCGAGCCGCUGCUGCUGCUGGGCUGCUGCCUGCGGCCGCAGGACCCGGCCGAGCCAGGCCGAGGGGAGCGCGGGCGGCUGCUGGCGGCGGCCGAGAUGAUGGCGGAGGGCGGCGGCGGGCCGGCGCGGAGGAAGGCGGUGUCGCUGCUGGAGGCGGCCCGCUCCCGCUACGAGAGCCUGCAGAUCUCCGACGACGUCUUCGGGGAGUCGGGCCAGGACAGCAGCGGGAACCCCUUCUACAGCACCUCGGCCGACUCCCGCUCCGCCGCCUCCUCCCAGGACGAGGAGGACGACGAGGAGGACGAGGGGCGCCCGGAGGCGCCGGGCCCGCGGGCCAGGGGGGGCCGGCGCCGCGCCUCCAGGGCGGCGGCCGACGCGGCGGAGCGGCGGCGGCAGCGGCAGGGCGCCGGCGGCGCCGUCCCGGAGGGCCCCGGCCCCAUGGAGGAGGAGGAAGCGGAGAAGGGGGGCUGGACGCAGUCGCUGCGAGACGUCCCACCCCCUCACUUCAAGGAUAGCAGCGGUCCAACACGAAAAAUGCCCUUGACUGCCAGUGCCAUGGACUUUUUUCAACUCUUUGUUCCUGACAAUGUACUAAAGAACAUGGUGGUCCAAACCAACAUGUAUGCCAAGAAAUACCAGGAGAGGUUUGGCAGUGAUGAUGCCUGGAUUGAUGUCACCUUGACAGAAAUGAAGGCCUUUUUAGGCUAUAUGAUAUCAACCAGCAUCCACCACUGUGAGUCUGUUCUCAGCAUCUGGAGCAGUGGCUUCUACAGCAACAAGAGCAUUGCACUUAUCAUGACACAAUCAAGGUUUGAGAAGAUCCUGAAGUACUUCCACAUUGUGGCCUUCCGCUCAAGCCAGACAACGCAUGGCCUCUACAAAAUCCAGCCUUUUCUGGACUCUCUGCAGAAUGGCUUUGACUCUGCGUUUAGACCUUCGCAAACCCAGGUACUACAUGAGCCCCUGAUUGACGAGGAUCCUGUUUUCAUUGCUACGUGCACAGAGAGGGAGCUGCGCAAGAGGAAAAAGAGGAAAUUCAGUCUCUGGGUUCGGCAGUGCUCAUCUACUGGUUUCAUCUGCCAGAUUUAUGUCCAUCUCAAGGAAGGGAGUGGUGCUGAUGGGCUGGAUGCUUUGAAGAACAAACCGCAGCUCCACAGUAUGGUGGCCAAAAGUCUUUGUCAGAAUGCAUCUGGAAAGAACUACAUCAUCUUCACUGGCCCUAGCAUUACCAGCCUGAAUCUCUUUGAAGAAUUUGAGAAGCAAGAGAUUUACUGCUGUGGGUUGCUGAGUGCCAGGAAAAGUGACUGCACAGGCCUACCUCCAUCCAUGCUGAACAACCCUGAAACUCCCCAGUCCAGAGGACAGUACAGAAUAAAAAUGAAGGGAAACAUGUCCUUGAUCUGCUGGUACAAUAAAGGGCACUUUCGUUUUCUGACUAACGCCUAUUCACCGGUUCAACAAGGAGUUAUAAUUAAGAGAAAAAGCGGAGAAAUUCCAUGCCCAUUGGCAGUUGAAGCAUUUGCUGCUCACCUUAGCUAUAUCUGCAAAUAUGACGACAAAUACAGCAAGUAUUUCAUUUCUCAUAAACCAAACAAGACCUGGCAACAAGUAUUCUGGUUUGCCAUUAGCAUUGCUAUAAACAAUGCCUACAUCCUCUACAAAAUGUCAGAGGCCUAUCAUGUGACAAGGUAUAGCCGCGCACAGUUUGGUGAAAGACUUGUGAAGGAACUUCUGGGCUUGGAAGACAUCUCACCUUCCCAUUGACACAUUGUUCAUUGUGGCACAGGCAGGGGGUGGAGGGUAAGCGGAAGAAAAUACCACAUCUGGAAUGGCAAAGCAAGGAACUUGUGAAACCACCAGUGCUGUCCUUAUCCAAAAAUGCCAAGUGAUGUCACUAGAGAGGUGGAAACUUUGUUCCUAGUAGCAGCUGGAUGUAAACAUGUCCUACAGAAAGUGCCACAAGAAAAGUUGACACAAAAUUGCAUAUGUGAAUGCCCUGUGGGUAUCUGUACACCAGAAAAGGACUUAAAUUAGUCAUUUCUCAGUACUAUUUGUUGAACAGGGUCGUCUUGUAAAGUUUCUCCUGGGCUAAAAGCUUGUCAUAAGCUGACAUAGCUCAGAAGUCCCAGGUGGGCAUUACAGAAAAUGCUAUACCUUAGUUGGAGUUACUCCACUCUGGGACAAGCAAUGUAAGUCUGUACCAUGGGCUGUGGUUGAGAGUUCAUUGCUGUCCUCACAAUGUACUAAAAGAAACAGUUCAGAUUUACAAACACUUAAGCAAGCGUCUUGACAAACAAAACUUUUAAAAGCAGGCAACCAAAAACUGGUAAAGACUUUUUUUUGUUUGGUUGUUUUUUUUUUUUUUAAUUAAUGUAAGGCAAUUGGAUCCCGGUUAGAAUAGCAAAAUUAGGAGAAACCAAAUACUUUGGUGAAUUUAAAAUGUGAAAACGUGAAAUUUAUUUUUUUUUUAUUUUAAUGGGAUGAAACUUAUUUUAUACACAAACAGUGGGUGAAGUAAUACUGCCUCACAUCUUAACUUCCACAGUCAGCAUACAGGUGAGAAAUCAGGAUAUAACAAUUAUGUUUUUUUCUUGGUUUCAGCUGUAUCUUAAAUGUUGCUUAAAAAUCUAAUGUAAUGGACUGUUAAGUUUUUAUGAACAACUUUCUUUUCCUUUUGUAAAUGUCAAGACUUUUUUGGUUCAUUUUAGAACUUCAUCUGGCACACAGUUGGCAGGAAGAAAAUAAUUCACUAAUAGCAGUGUGUUCUGCAUUAUCACUGUGGGGUUUUCUGUAGGAAUUCUUCUCAUUAGAAUUCAAGACUUGUCACAGUAGUUGCAGUUUUGCAGAUUACAUGUUUAGUGAACUAACAUAGGCGUUUUGUUUUACAAAAAAGAAAAAAGUCCAGGUGCAACCAGAUGUUAAACCUCACUGAAACAGAGCGAACCCAAACAGUUUGUCUGUUCUGAGUAACACUGCAGAGGACGAGCAUCAUCAUGAGCCGGUGCCCUUGGCUGAAACUCCGUGGCUGGGUGCUCUUGGUGGAAUCCGAAGGCUGCUAACACUUGGGAAAACAACGCAGAGAGAGAGAGAGACAGAGGUAUGAUUGGAACAGGCAAGAAUUGACACAGAGGUGAAAGAGCACCCUUCCCUCUACACUUUAUCGAUUUGCAGCCCUCAACUCACUCAACAACAACAACAAAAAACCCCUUCUAUAUUUUAAAGGUUAGCAGUGAUGGAAACUGAAUUGCAUUAACUUACAGGGCACAAACUACAUAGCUACUUUUUGUUGACAGUUUGGACCUGCUCUGCUGAAAACAAAGCCCUUGCUCUGCAUGAGGGAUGCAGAAUCAGGCUUUGACAGGGUGGAUGCUGUCUGUUUGGGCUUAAAGGACCUGACUUGUUUUAGUUCCCCAAGCUUGGCAUUUACUGAAAAUGUUUUACAGAAGAAUGACUCAGGCUGCUUCAAGAGGAAUGGAGUGAUUGAUUUAUUUCCUUAUCAGUGUAAACCUCACCAGGUUUUAUGUACCUUUCUGGCAAAAGGCAAUAGAGGGAAACAGACACGAACUUGAGCCCUCCCCUAAUUUCAUAUUUAGGGCCAUCAAAUAUGCUAAGGCAUUGUGCAAAUGUGUAUUAUGUAAAUUGUUACAGAACAAGAAUCCGUCAGUGGUUAAUAAAUUACUGGCUAGUCCAAAGAGCAUCCUUGCACUGAUAUCCCACUAUUUCCACCAAAGUCUUACUUUUAGGAGUAGACUUAAACAGCGCUCAUCUGGUUUAAGCAGAAGUAAGGGAAUGAGACCUAGUUCCACAGUGACUCCGCUUGCAGAAUAAGCUGGAGCCUGUCCCAUGCUUCCUGCUCUGCCUGGCAACCACACAAUGUACAGCAGAGCAGUACUAACCGGUUUCCUAAGCACCCCUUUUCCCUUCUCAGCCUUCAAGGCUUCCACAUAGGGUGUGAGUAUGAGAAAGGCCUGCUAGCCUCCAAAAGAAGGGCAGGGUUUGUACUGCUCUAGUCCAUGACAAUGCAAGGCUACCUAGGAGCGCAAGGAUGAGUUCAGGACUUGUCCAUGCAGGGAACUGAAAUAGCUAGUUCUUAGCAGGCAGCCAUUUAUUCAAAGGCAGAGAGGGGCUAGAGUGAGGCAUUUGGGGCGGGGGGGGGAGGGAAAUAACCUUCAGCAAUAUACACCCCAGAGUUUCCUUUUUUAGGAAAUGCCUCACAGAGGUAGCUGAAGGCAGGUGGAGCUCUUAUCUUUAGCUCCCCACCUCAGACAGUGCCAGCCUAUAUUACAACAGGGAGCGUAGUUGCAAGUUCAUUAUGUCCUGUAAGUUAAGAUGGGAGUCAAAAUUAGGGCAGUGAGGAAAGGGCUGGCUGGAACAUUGCUGUUCCAACAGCCUGAAUGAACAGUAGCUGCAGGGACUGGAUGCAACUUUAUUGCAUGUCCCUGUAAUGCCGGCACACCUACAAGGUGCACGUGCCCCAGCAGAGCUGGAGCCCUUUGCCAAUUGGUACAUUUCCAUAUACGCUGAGAGGCUUGGAUCUGGGCCAUCCCAUACAGAAAAUGCCUUUUCUUUUUCAGGUGACAGUAGGUCCGAGGCCUUGGAAUGUUUAGUUUUCCACUAACUUGUUCUGUUAAUUAUAUGGAUUACUUGAGCUAAAAUUAUUGAGGCCCAAGCUUGUUGCCUCAGGGACUGGGUCCUGAGUAGUUUUCCCUAGAAUUGGUGUAGACAGGGGAUUACACAGUGGCUGACUAUUACAGGGAAGAUGCUUUAGUCUCCUUUGUAAAGGAGAAAAGACAAAAAUUAUAGCUUUGCAAUGAUUUUAAUUUCUUUAGCCUUAACCAUCCUGCAUCACUUUGAGCUGGUGCCCUAAACAUGCACAAGCAUUCCAUAAAUAAGCAAAAAUAUUUAUAUAUAUUUAUAUAUACAAAAUACCUGAAUUCUGGCUUUUGAAGCUAACAAACAAAAGCCACCAAAGCAUAGUCUAUAUCCAUAGAUGGCUGUUCCACCUUACCUUCUCCAUUUAUUGAUCAGGAAGAGAAAGGAGUGGGAAAAGUUAGGGUUUCUCCAUGUUGAAAAAGCAUCUUGCACUUUCUCUAAGUUAUUACAAUCUAGGCAAAGUAAUUAAGGAAGAAAUUUACUUAUUUUAGAAAAGCAAAAUUUGUUAACUACAGCUCAGAUUCUGUAGCGUUUCCUUUACUUCAAACUGGCUUUUAACAAUUUGGUUCCCCACCUGCUUGUAAGCCUAGAGCUUCCCUCCAGUUAAAGGUGGAAGAAAAAAAAGGGGGGGAGGGGUGGUUAGUCCCAAAAUAGUGCAAGAUUGUUUAGUUAUAGUGUGUGUGUGUGUGUGUGUGCGCGCGCACAUGUGUAUGUUAGUUGUGUAAUGGCUUGUGAAAUGAUAUCGAGUUGGAGAGUAAUUUUUUUUUGUAUCCUUAGGACAAUCUGGGUAAGAGAGCUUAAAGCUCAUCAGUAGUUAAAAGUGGAAAUGCCAACCAGCUCAGAGGAACUUCUCUGAAUUUUUCCAGAGAGAAAAAAGGAUGAAGCUGGAAUAGACAAGGGAUCAGGAAGGUUUCUUUCUCUCCUGUUGAACUGGAUUUUCAUUCAAUCUAUAUUUUUAUUUAUCCAUAGUAUGCAAACUUUGUUUCAAAGAACUGAGAACAUAGUAAGACUGACCACUUUCUAUACGCAGCACUACAUUUGAGGAAUUUAUGUCCUACCAUGAUUCAUUCUUGGAAAAAGUCUCUUUUCCCAGUGUGUAAUAUAACACUCACCAGAGCUUAGAAGCCACUGUGAAAUGGUUUCCACUGCUGUCUUUGUCUGAGUUGAAAAAUGCUUACAGGGCUUACAGAAACUCUGCCGCUUUUUACUUCAGCCCGUUUGUGCACUAGACAUGAAGGCACAGUUCAGUGAAAUCUCUUCUGAUUUCCCUUCCUAUUCUCUAACUCCAGCCCUUUUUCAUUUACAAAGUAGUCCUAGACACCCCCCCCCCCCCCCCCCAAUUUAUAGAACUCUCAGUGUCGUGGAUAGGUCAAACUUUGUUUUUGUAAGACAGUUCCUGUGGAAAGACAAUUUUAGUUGUUUCUAGGCUGACAUUAAGGCAACUUAAAACACCAUUCUCAUUCUUCACCUUCAGCUACUUUUACUCCCCACUCCAAGAGUUUUUUUUUUCCUUCUAACAUUUAUUUAAUAGAUUGUCUUGAGCUGAUGGGUAGUGAAAGAAGCCUCCAUUAGCUCAAUCUUACAUGGCUUAAAGAGAGUGCACUAGUCCUAGAGCUGAUUUUAGAGAUGAGUGGAGGAUUAUGCUGCACUGAUAAUUCUGCAUCUCUGUGCUACUUUCCAUGCAAGAUUGGAAAGUGCUUUAACAACCUCAGUACUCAAAAGAGGUCAUUAUACCUUUAUAAUGCUCCUCAAAUAGAGCUUCCCCUUCCAUAAUUGGACACAGCACAUGUAAACAUGCCAUCAAGCUGGAAAAUGGAAUUUACACUUCCUGCUGAUUAAGCCCAUGCCCUGAAUUUUCAGUGACUUGUUUUUUGUUCAAAUGCACUUUUUCAAAUUAGAACUGAAAGCAAGCCACACACCUCCCUGUUGUGGAGUAAGGGCUGUGGGAUGUCAACACCACAUGUUUUUUAAUGCCUUAUAGGUCUCAUUGAGUCAAAACCAAGUUGCACUAAACGUAAGAGAAAACUCUGGAUAGAAUGUAGCAGCCCAAUCUACCUGGAAAAGCUUAGAGGAGACAUAUGGAGAAUCUGAAGCUCCAUUAUAAUUCAAUAAGCAGUGCAAAAUUCAGGCAAAAAUAAUUACCAAGACUAUCUUGAGAAGAAAAGUCAUCUAGGUUCAGACUAAAUAUGUCUUCCAUCUAUCUCUGUUAUGGAGUUUGCCAUGGCACUUUCAUGCUACUAGGACUGAUGUAAGAUUAGCUGUUUGCACAAGAGCUCAUCUCAAUCUGGUUGAGAAAGGGACAUUCAAGUGUCAAAGGAACAUCAGCAGUGUUUUACAAAGGCAAGGAGCUCUACUGCAAGUUGAAAACACGUAUAUAUUUGGCCUGCCAUUAACCAGGAUACUUUACAAAGACAGAUCAUACUGUCAUCUGCUUGAAUGCAAACCUAUCAGCAGUGCUGCUUGAUAUAUAUUCCUUCUUGUAAAAGUUCUUCCCAAACCUUUCUUUGUUCCCAGAAGCAUUACAAACUAGAGCUGGAAAAACCCCUGUAUCACCAUCUCACUCUUGCAGAACAGUUAAGAGUAUUUGUGCUUUGUCAGCUGGGUCUCUUUCUUUUCUCUAAGGAGAUUGUUCUGUGUCUUCAGAAAUCUAGCUGUGAUGAAUUUUCCUGACAUAUUGAUUUCCUUUGCUUUCCCCAUUCCAUGCAUUUAGACCAUAUCCAAAUCAUCUUGCUAGUUGUUGGUCAGUCUGGAAGAGGUAACAACACAGAGCUGGGCUUUCAGUUUAUUUUUAUGGCACUAGUUUACUGACCUUUUCUGCUAUUUUGUGAUUCUCCAGAUGAAACAGGGUAUUGUUUCUGAAGCCUAUACUAAUUGCCACCACUGUGAAAGCAUUGCCUGUGUUGCCCCAUUAGGUUCAUCUGGGCCCAAGACAGAUAGCAGUACCACCCCCAGUGCUCUCAUUAGAAUGGCUGUAAUAUUCUUCUCAGCUCUAGAUUGCUGUCAGAGGGGCUUUUGACAUAGUUUGUGUGUUUGUUUUAAAAACCCUUUCCACUCUCACCACUUUAAUGGUUCUGGUGAACAACUAUUAGGUAUCAUGAAAAGACUUUAAGUGGAAAAUCCCUUUUGUAUCACUCUUAAGUAAUAAUUGCUUGUAUUUGAUGUCAAGGUGGACCACACAAUGUGUAGUGCAAAAAAUUUAUCCAUGAAAACAUCACUCCGCAAAAGUGCUCAUUUGAUGCAACUGCAACAGUCCAUGGAGAUGUGGGGGAAUCUGGAUGAAGAACCUAGUUAUAAAGGACCAUAACCCCGUCACGCAGGGCCGCAAUGUCCUGUAUCUGAUUGGAUGAACAAAUGGCAGAGAGAGGAGUGUAAUUUGGGAUCCAAGCUCCUUGGACAAACAGACUUCAGGGAAAGGAGAGCUAGAGAUUGCCAAGUUAGUGUCAUACCCUGGUCAUGACAGGGACUUUGGAAGGAGCAAAGUUUAAGCUCUGCUAAGCAAAGGAAAGGCCAGGUCCAUAAAAAUUUGCCCACAACCCUGGAAAAUCUGUUUUUAAAAAGAAGCUAGCAAAUGCUUUCAUUUUACAGUGUGCUCUGGAUUUCAAAUAGAGCAUUUCCCUUUUUUCACCAAUCACGAAAGGCCUAGAAACAGUAAAACAAAGCCCGGUACACUAGGUUCAUCAGUCCAGAAUCCCAAGCCACUUCGUGACAAAGUAACUGGGCUGGUGUUCUCCAAUUAAUCUCUGUCAAGGUGUGUGUAAAAAGUGACUACCAGACAACUCACACCUCAUUAUGAAACCAAGUUACUCAUUUGAUGGAAAACAAAGUGCAAGUCUAUUGGACUUACUUUUGCAACUGAGAGGUUUCUUUUCUUCAUAAGCCAAGUCUUUGCCUGACAUUCUGAUACAGAAAUUAAAAUAAAUUUACCCUGUGUUCUGGGGUGAGAUUAGAGACAGCAAAACUAAAUUAUGCAAACUGAUCUGAUACAGUAUGGAUGGAGCUAAUCACCACAGUCUGAUGUAAUGAAGAGUUUAAGAGGAACAGCACAUCUGAGGAGGCAGAGGAAGGGUUCAGAGGUUGGGAAUGCAAAUGGAGAGAAGCCGGAUGAUCGAGUCUAAAUCUCAUCUUUCCAGCAUGUGUACUGCCCCUGCUCUAUCCCAGCAUUUGAAUUUAAAAGAAAAGGAUGAUGUUUAACACAACCAGUCAGCAAAGUUGUCUUAGCUACAUAAACCAUCACUGGCCUCAUUCCAUGCUUUUGUUUAAACUAUGCAUGUUCAGUAGUCAUAGACCUUGGUGUCAAAGUACUGCUGCAUGUUGGCACAGCAUGGAGAUGACGUUUUGAAGAAAUGCCACAGUAGAAACAGGAACAAUGGGAAUUCCAGAAAAGGAAUUUUCCCAGUUAUAUUCUUUUUUAAAUUUAUUUUUAAAAUGUGCAACUUUUACAUUCCAUCAAAUGAAGUGACUGUACCAAACACAGAGAUAGGCCUUAGUUGAGUGCUUUCAAAAUGACUCCAUCAGGCUGUGCUCACAACAUAAACAACUGCAAUUUUGUUGCAAAGUUCCAUAUUCCUUACAGUUCUAAAGACUUUUGUUGGAAAUGUAAAUUCUAGAGUUUAAUCAUACACUGCAAUUGCUUUCUUUUUUCUUUCAAAACUUUUCAGAGCAAUUUUAUAACAGCCAAGUCUUUCAGGAAAUGCAUGCGUGUGACCUCUUCACAGGAAGAGAUCCACAACUGUAUUUCUGCGUGGGACAGGGAACUACUUUUGUGACACUGGUUUUGUUCUACACAAAGGCACGCUUGCAAUAAAUUUUUACAGAUUUUGUACACCAUGAGCUAAAUUCUGAGUUCCAAAAAUGUGAAGUGUGGCAACAACAAUAACAAAAAGGAUUUAUAGUAUCACUCUGAUAUCUUGUCAUGUGAUUUUAUUUCUUCAACAAAGUUUGUUUACAAUCAAUCAACAACAACUUUGAAAUACAGUCAGAUAUAUUA
This is a messenger RNA of Dromaius novaehollandiae (emu), 9808 nucleotides long. RefSeq names its product piggyBac transposable element derived 5 (gene PGBD5). The coding region runs from base 22 to 1932 and encodes 636 amino acids. NCBI's taxonomy places the organism in Eukaryota, Metazoa, Chordata, Aves, Casuariiformes, Dromaiidae. The transcript is spliced from 7 exons. The record is from RefSeq and is a predicted model, not a curated record. Gene Ontology annotation, biological process: non-replicative DNA transposition. Gene Ontology annotation, molecular function: transposase activity.